UAUGCACAGAUAUCGCAUUAUCGAGGACGAAAGCAUGAUUGAGCUUAGUGGGGAAUACAGGCUUCUUUGCUUAGUGGGGAAUAUAGGCCUUCUUUGCAUUAUUGAGAGCGACAACAUGAUUGAGCUUAGCGGGGAACACACGCUUUCUUUCUCGUUUGCAGUCAAACACACUAAUAAUUGUUGGGUCAAUCUUCCUCAAGCAGAAGAAAAGCCAUUACAGCUCUCUGGUUCUCCAAAACAAGUCUCAGAAAGAUAGCGAUUCAGGUGCACUUGUUCUAAGCCUUCCAUAAUCAUCACUUCCUAUUGUUUUCAUUUUCAGUCUCUUAAUUUUCUAGUAUUUAAUUAGCUUUGCUUUAAUUGUUAUUCCUCCUAUUUCUAUCAUUUAUCUGUUUACUGGAAACUAGAUUUUUUAUCGUUCAGCUUUUUCUCUUAUAUAUUUGCUUAUCCAGAGUUACUUCUUCAAACCCAAAAAGAAAAAAAAAGAAGCCUUUUUCCCCAUUUUAAUUAUCCAAAAAUCACUCCCUUUUCUUCUCUGUUUCCUUAAAGCUUUUUCUCUCAUAUAUUCAGCUUUAAACCAAAAAUCCAAAAAAAAAAAAGGUCUGUUUUGUAUCUUAUUGUUAGAAAAAAAAAAGAAAAACAUGUCCUCAAUUAGGUUUUGAUCUUAUUGUUUCUCUUAUGUCUAGUUUUAAUUAUCCAAGAAUUAAUCCUGAAGUUCUCUGGUCGGUAGAUUUUGUUCAUUGAGAGUUUGUCAGUGGCUUUACUUCUUUAAACCAAAAAGAAGGAAAAGAUAAAAAGUAAAUUGCAAGAGAUACGUAAUGGCUGAACUGGCUGCUGCUACUGCUACUGCUGUUGUUUCCAAAGCAGCAGAGAGAGUUACAGAGACAGUGUGUGAAUUCGGUUGUCGGCAGAUUAACUAUGUGUUUAAGUACCAGAGCUACAUGAAGAAGCUGAAGGAGCAAGUUAAGGAGCUUGAAAUUAGAAGAGAAGAUGUGAAAGAAGAUGUAGAAAUGGCUGAAAGACAAGGUGAACAGAUUUAUAAUGAAGUUACCGAGUGGCUGAAGAGUGUGGAAGAGUUCAUGGAACGGGUAGCAAAGCUCGUUGAUGAUGAAGAUAAAGCAAAGAAGCGCUGUUUCAAAGGGUUGUGUCCUGAUUUGAUUAAACGUUACAUCCUCAGCAAAGAAGCAGAGGAGGUCGCGGAUGCGUGUGUCAAGGUCUUGGAAAAAGGAAAAUUCAGUAGAAUUUCACACCCGACCCUUCUACGGAGGACGGAAUCCAUAUUCGUCGGUAAGGAGUACGAACACUUUGACUCUAGAGAGUCAAAUUUCCAGGAUCUUAUGGAUGCAUUGAAAGAUUCUACUGUUAAUAUGAUUGGCGUGCACGGGAUGGGUGGUGUGGGUAAAACCGCACUGGUCAAAAAAGUUGCUUGGAAAGCCAAGGAAGAUAAGAUAUUUGAUGAGGUGGUUAUUGCUGAGGUAACACAAACUCCAGAUCUUAUACAAAUUCAAGCCGAGAUUGCGGGUCAAUUGGGCAUGGUAUUUAAGGACCAGGAAAGUCUAUCUGGAAGAGCUGAUCAAUUACGCCACAGGUUAAAGAUUUCCAAGAGAAUCCUUGUAAUAGUGGAUAAUAUCUGGGAGAAGCUUGACCUGAAGAAGGUUGGAAUUCCUUUAAGCUAUGAUGAUAAAGGUGGCAUCCCGCAAGACAGGAAAGAAAGCAAAAAUGAGCAAGAGCGGUGUGCAAUAUUGUUAACAGCUAGAACAUUAGCUGUCUUAAAUAAAAUGAAUACUGAGAAGAAUAUAUCAGUUGAGCCUUUAGCCGGUGAUGAUGCAAGAAGUUUGUUUGGGAAAAUCGUUGGUGAUUUAUCAGAAAAAUGUGGUAUAGCAGCGGAAAUAGUAGAAAAAUGUGCAGGCUUACCACUUGCAAUUACAACAAUUGCAAAUGCUUUGAAAGGUAAAAGUAAUUAUGUUUGGAAGGAUGCCCUACAUCAGUUAAAAAGUUAUAAUCAUAGAUGCAUUCCAGAAAUGGAUAACACUUUAUACUCAACUAUUGAAUUGAGUUACAAAUUGUUGAACAGUGAAGAAGCCAAAUGGAUACUUCUACUUUGUGCUCUAUAUAAUGAUACCCAUGUCGCUCACUUCUUGUUCAGAGGUAUGGGGUUGGGUUUGUUUGAAAAUGUUUACUCAGUUAAUGAUGGAAGGAAUAGAAUAAAGUCGCUGAUUGAUUAUCUCGGAGAUUCGUGUUUGUUGUUGAAAGGUAGCGACAAAGAGAUGGUCAAAAUGCAUGAUGUUGUUCAUACUGUUGUUGUAUCAAUUGCCAAAGAGAAAUGUAUGUUUGAUAUUCGGGAUGUCGAGGGCAUUGAAGAGGUGUUGAUGAACAGAAUGUACAAAGAUUCAAUUGCAAUUUCUCUGUCUAUUACAGACAUUCAUGAGCUUCCUGAAAGGGUAGAGUGUCCAAAACUAAAGUUAUUUACUUACUAUAUUAAAAAAGAUCUUUGUUUACAAAUCCCAGAUCACUUUUUUGAAGGAAUGAAAGAACUCAAAGUACUAGAAUUGGGAGGAGUUCAUUUAUUGCCACCACCACCAUCAUUUGUUUGCCUUAUAAACCUUAAAAGAUUGUAUCUGUGGAAUUGCUCUUUGGGAGAUAUAACAAUUUUGGGGGAGCUAAGGAAAUUAGAGACUCUUGAAUUUCUAAGUUGUGAUUUUGAACAGUUGCCUGAAAGAUUUAAACAACUGACGGUACUUAAGUUAUUACAAUUGAGAGAUUGUCCAAAGCUUAAAGUAAUCCCACCAAAUGUCAUAGCCAGCUUGCAUCGAUUAGAAGAGCUAUAUAUAAUUAAUAGCUUUGAUCAAUGGGAAGUUGAAGGACAAAAUAACGCUAGUCUUGCAGAGUUGAAGGAAUUGCCUCAAUUGAACACUUUAUGCAUGCAUAUUCCGAAUGUGCAGAUGAUACAGCAAGACUUCAUUCCAGUGAACUUAGAAAAGUAUAAAGUACAUAUUGGAGAUGUAUGGGACUGGUCUUAUGAAUAUGAAACCUCGAGAACUUUGAGGCUAAAGUUCAAUGGAAGCAGUCAUAUGAGGUAUGGGAUCGAAAUUUUGAUGGAGAAAGCAAAAUAUCUCUAUCUAGAUCAGCUGGAUGGUGUUAAGGAUAUACUUUGGGAACUCGACAGAGAAGGUUUCCCAGAAUUAAAGCAUCUCUCUGUACAAAAUAGUUCUGAAAUUUUGUAUAUUGUCAACUCGAUGGAGUGCAUUCAUUCUGAUGAUGCCUUUCCAAUCUUAGAAUCAAUGUUUCUUAUUAAUCUAGGUCAUAUGGAGAAGAUAUGUUGCGGCCUAGAUAAUGAAAAAUCUUUCAGCCAAUUAAGAAUAUUAAAAGUAGCUGAUUGUGACAAUUUGAGGUAUCUCUUCUCAUCCUCCAUGGCCAAAAACAUACCGCUGCUUGAAGAAAUCGAUGUAACUAAUUGCAAGAUGCUAAAGGAGAUUUUUGGUGAAGAAAGUGAACGCCAUGCUGAUGAAAACAAAAAGGUUUGUAAGAUUGAGUUUAAACAAUUGCACUCCGUAAUACUACAAGGCCUGCCGGAGCUCAUAAGAUUUGGCUUGGAGGUUGUGUUACCAAGAUUGGAGAACUUGAAACUGUCCUCAAUUAAGAUUGAGAACAUAUGGGUUAAUCUACUCCAACCAAUGUCUUCCAAUAUUCAGUGCUUAAAAAGCUUAACAGUGGAAGAGUGUAACGGUUUGAAGUUUUUGUUUUCAUCUUCUAUGGUCAAAAGUUUUGUGCAACUCCAAAAGCUUGUGAUAUGCAACUGCAAGUCAAUGGAAGCAGUGAUGUUUGAGUCAGGAGAAUUAGAAGGAGCAGAUAAGAUAAUUCAAAUGAAUUUUCCUAAACUAUUCUACCUGAAGCUACAAGGGCUUCCAAAACUCACAAGAUUUGGUAUUGGAAAUCUAGUUCAAUUCCCUACCUUGAAUGAACUUCACAUUGAGAGUUGCUCUAGUUUAAAGACAUUCUUCCCCAAUUCCUCUAGUGUAGAAGUGAGCUUGGAGAACAUUCUUGCUACUAACAUAGAGCCCUUGUUUGAUGAAAAGGCUGAUUUGCCAGGCUUGGAGAAGCUGAUACUCUUACACUUGGAUAACUUACAGUUGAUCUGGCACAAUGAACUCCGUGGAGACUCCUUUUGCAAAUUAAAAGAAGUGAGAGUUGAAUUCUGUGAAAAUUUGGUGACUAUUGGUCCAUCUAGUAGUACUCAAGGACUUCUUACCUUUCAGAAUCUAGAAACAUUAACUGUUGACAACUGUUGGAAUAUAAAAAGUCUGUUUCCAGUUUCCAUAGCUACUAGUCUUUUGCAACUCAAACGACUCACGCUACGCUAUUGUGGCCUGGAGGAAAUUGUUGGCAAGCAGGAAGUAGAAGGCACUCCAAGAUUUUUGUUUCCUCAAUUAACGCGGCUUAAACUUUCCAUGUUACCAGAGCUCAAAUACUUCUACAUGGGGUCCUAUACGGCAGAGUGGCCAAUGCUUAAGGAAUUGCUUGUGUACGGUUGUAAGAAGAUAAAAGUAUAUGCUUUAGAGGGAAAGAGCCAACCUGCCCUAUUUUGGUUUGAAAAGGUCAUACCCAAUUUGGAAACAUUGGGUUUAAAUGUCGAUAACGAAAUAUCCUCAUGUCUUGAUCGUAUUCCAGCUAGGAGCUUUGGGAAACUUAAAGUUCUUGGACUGCAAAGCUUGGAUGAUUAUUCAAUAGGAUUUCAGUUUGGUCUCCUUCAAAAAUUGCACAAUUUGGAAGGACUCUAUCUAUAUGAUUGUACAUUCCAAGAACUACUCCCAUAUGAAGGAUGUACAAGGAAAGAAAAUUCUCAGAUGAAAACGUUUCUCCAAAAUCUUCAAACUUUGAUGGUAGACGAAUGUCAUCGUUUAACAUCUUUGAUGUCAUUCUCAUACAUUUGCUUCAAAAACAUAAAACAUUUGGAAGUUGAACGUUGUAACGGAUUGGCAAAUAUACUAGCAUGUUCAACAGCAAGAACUCUUGUCCAAAUCACAAUAAUCAAAAUCAGAGAAUGUGAGUCGGUAACAGAGGUUAUAGCAACUGAGUCUGAGAUAGAGACAACAGAAGAGGAGAUUGUUUUUAACCAAUUGGAAAUGUUAGAAUUUCAUUGUUUAAAAAGCCUCACAUGCUUCUGCUCUGCCAGUUACACUUUUCGAUUCCCAUGCUUAGAACAAGUGAUUGUGAGUCAAUGCCCCAAUUUGAAGAUUUUUUCUCAUGGAGGUUUAAGCACACCAAAAUUGAAGAAGGUACAACUAACAGAGAUUAUUGAUGCAAAAUAUAUUUGGAAGGGUGACCUUAAUUCCACUAUCCAACACAUAUGUGGGAUUUGUAUGUCUUAAACUUUUACUUGAAGGGCAUAAUCGUAAUUCAUUAGAAUAGGGUUGAUAUUUCAUUUCUUGGUGGGGUCAAAAUAGUCAUUUAGUGGCUUAGAUAUUUUUCUAACCUUGAGUAUUAAAAAACCAGAGUUGUUUGAGUCAAUGGAUUUUGAUAUGUUAGGUGUAUUGUUUGAGACAUUUUGAGGGUAAAUGAGUCCUUUUGGCUUUAAUGGCGGUCUUGUAAUAUUGUGAAUAAGUCAUGGACAUUCUCGAUUAUGAUAUUUUUAACCAAGUAUAUAAAAGUAACGUUUUACCUUAA
Messenger RNA from Mangifera indica (mango), 5661 nucleotides. RefSeq names its product probable disease resistance protein At4g27220. The transcript is spliced from 4 exons. The coding region runs from base 816 to 5366 and encodes 1516 amino acids. The record is from RefSeq and is a predicted model, not a curated record. Lineage: Eukaryota; Viridiplantae; Streptophyta; Magnoliopsida; Sapindales; Anacardiaceae. Gene Ontology annotation, molecular function: ADP binding.